CUUUGUUAUACAUUAUUAUACUUUGAUAGUUUUUGAUUACAUUCAGCCCCCGAGAAAAAAAGACCACACUCACACCAAGCCAAGGUUUGAUCAGAGAAACACAGAGAGAGAAAGAGAACAGGUUUUUCAAAUUCUUCAAAGUCCAAGGUUGCAUGGACUUCUCUGGUCUGUGUUUAUCAGAGGGCCAAUGCAACUUUGGUUGUGGAAAUUGUAAUUGUUAACUUCUUAUAUUGAUACUUAUUUGUGCAAAAAGACUAGUUUAAGAUAACAAAUUAGAAGGAACUGUGUAUUUGGUAAGUCAUGGAGUCUUUGUGGAAGCUUUUAUAUUUGCUGGAGCCAGCACCCAUUACACUCAUUGUGACGGCAGUAGCUGUAACAUUUGGAUCUGCAUUUCGGGCUCUAAAUUACGAGAAAGAAAUGGAGCGAAACCGUGACUUGUCUGAGGCAUCCAUUACAUUAGAUAGGUCCCAAGCACUAAUGAUCCCAGUAAUGAGCUCUUGCAGUUUGCUGUUGAUGUUCUACCUGUUCUCUUCUGUCUCACAACUCCUUACUGCAUUUACAGCCAUUGCCUCUGUUUCAUCACUUUUCUUUUGUCUAUCUCCACACGUUGCAUAUCUGAAGUCACAAUUUGGUUUGACUGACCCAUAUGUGUCACGCUGCUGCUCAAAGUCGUUCACACGAAUUCAAGCUUUAUUAUUGCUGGCGUGCAUAGGUACUGUUGCAGCCUGGCUUGUUUCUGGCCAUUGGAUAUUGAAUAAUUUAUUGGGCAUCUCCAUAUGUAUUGCAUUUGUGAGCCAUGUGCGGCUUCCAAACAUUAAAAUAUGUGCAAUGCUCCUCGUUUGUUUGUUUGUAUAUGACAUAUUCUGGGUGUUUUUCUCCGAGAGAUUUUUUGGGGCAAAUGUCAUGGUUUCAGUGGCAACACAACAAGCAUCAAAUCCUGUUCAUACAGUUGCUAAUAGUUUGAGUCUACCUGGGUCGCAAUUGAUAACAAAAAAGCUGGAGUUGCCUGUGAAGAUAGUUUUUCCUAGGGAUUUGUUGGGUGGAGCGGUUUCUGGAGGAAAUGGUUCAGACUUCAUGAUGCUUGGUCUAGGUGACAUGGUAGACAUCCUGUUCUUUUAAUUGAUAUUAUAUUACUUUAAUUACUUUUAUUUUUUGCCAAAUUUGGGAGGUCUACUGUAUUUGACCCUGUCACAUUUUAAUCAGUAUCUUGUUGCAAUUAAUUUUUCUGCUGACUGUCAUCAUUGUAUAUGUACUACCAAACAAUAUUGAAGCCCCCUCAUACUAUUCUAUUAGGCAAGUUAUACUUUAGGGCAUAUCCAUAAGUUUUAGUUUGUUUUUCCAGAGAAAAAAUUUCAUUGUGGAAGAUCCAGCCAUGUGUUUAUCACACUCUCUUGGUUUAUUAAAAAUUUGUUUCCUGAUGUUAAAAAGUAUUAAGUGAUCCAUGUUUUAAAACUUCACCAGGCAUUGAUAUUUGUUCUGUUGUUCUAUGAUUUGCUAGACGUGCUGUGCCAAAAUAUUAUGUUGUGUUCUUCCUACUCUAGGUUCAGGUUGAUAUCAUUGGGGUAGCAUUCACUUAUUUUUGUGUGUAGUAAUGUAUCACAUCCUCUUAUCUUUUAAUUCGCUCUCUAAUUUGGUUGUUACUUCAUGCAAACUACGUUGUUGGCACUGUUGACAUUAUUUAGUUAGAUGCAAGCUUGAAUUUAUACUCAUACACUCAUGAAAUUUGUUAAGCUUAGAGAUCCAAGUGGAUAUUAAUUAUUUCGUAUGUGGAUCCUUGAUUUUUUUUUUUUUUACUGAAGGACAGCAUUUUUUUAACAAAAUUUACUCAUAACAUCAUGAUUUGAAUUGCAUAACCCACUUACCUGACAAUUCUUCACCUUAUACUGCAUAAUUCGCUUUUGGCCUCAUGCCCAGUAGAUUAUUAUAUAUGGAUCCCCUUUGAGCUAGCCUUGAGCUCAUUUCUAGUGAGGUAGUCAUAGUUUGAGGUCACUUGACUGGUAUUCAGCAAACUUGCAAAUAGCUUGAACUCAGCUGGUGGAAGUUAUUCCCAAACUCAAUAACUUAACCUAUUUUUGGACAAAUUAAAAUGCGGAAAAGCUGGAUGUGAUGUGCUAAUGAAGGACAUCAGUGAGUAAUGCUUACUACUUAGGAGGAAAACAACUUCUUUUCGAGUAUAUACUUUUGCUUGUGACACAUGCAGCAAAACUUUUGUGAUAUAUACAUGCUUUUGAAAGAUGUGAAAAACCCCAAUGAAACCAGAUGUUCUGGC
This is a messenger RNA of Quercus lobata, 2269 nucleotides long. Its product is annotated as signal peptide peptidase-like 1. The record is from RefSeq and is a predicted model, not a curated record. Gene Ontology annotation, biological process: membrane protein proteolysis. Gene Ontology annotation, molecular function: aspartic endopeptidase activity, intramembrane cleaving. Gene Ontology annotation, cellular component: Golgi-associated vesicle membrane; cytoplasmic side of endoplasmic reticulum membrane; lumenal side of endoplasmic reticulum membrane. NCBI's taxonomy places the organism in Eukaryota, Viridiplantae, Streptophyta, Magnoliopsida, Fagales, Fagaceae. The transcript is spliced from 2 exons. The coding region runs from base 301 to 1119 and encodes 272 amino acids.